AUGGCCGAUGAUAUCAUUUUUUGGUCUCCAAAGCAAAACCUUUCGUACAAUUACUUUGAAUUAAAUGAAACAGACAAUUUAUUUAUUGAUAGUCCAUCUGGAGCAAUUCUUAAUAAUUGUAACAUAUCAAAGUCAAAAAUUAAUUCAGCGGGAUUAGAAUUGCUUUUUAACUAUAGUUAUUUUGUGGAAACGAUCUUUAACAUUCAAUAUGAUCCUUUUACAAUACUUGCUAUAGAUAAUUCAUAUUUCAUCAAUUGUUACAUUGAAUCAUUGUCUGUUGAUUUCAUAUGUCAUAGCUAUUAUAAGAAUUCAACUAUUAUCAAUAUCACAGGAUAUAUUGAAAACGUUUUUACAGACAAAUCAACAUCUGUGAAUAAUUGUACAUUUAUUCAAGAAAUACCUUAUCCAGAUGUUGAGCCAAUUCUUUGUCAAUCAAUUCCUUUAGAAAAAAAUUACACAAAUCAUGAGAAAAACUCAUCAAUAAAAUACACUUUCAUCGAUGAAAAAAUCGAAAUUACAUAUUGUAAAUUUAUUAAUGUUAGUAUUACUAAUGAUGAAGGUGCUGCAAUCAACAUCAUACAUCCUGCAUAUCAAUAUUUUGUUGCAAGUCCAUUCAUCAAGAUCGAUAACAUUUUCUUUUGGAAAUGUCAAUCAGAAUUGAAGCCAGGAGCUAUUUGUAUUGAUUAUUCCAAUGCUCAUAUCGAAAUUAGUCAUAUUUGUGGCAUCGAAGUUAGCGGAUUUUUAUUUGAAUUUUGUUAUAUAGAUACAAAUACUUAUGUUUCGUUUAACACUAGUACUACAUAUUCUAAUCAAAAUUUAGGAAAAGUUAUGACCUAUGAUAUCUAUGAUAUCAAUGGAUAUUACAACAAGAAUAAUAAUGAAAUUUAUGAGUUAACUUCAGUAAUUAGAGGAAUCAAUUCAUCUAAAUGCUCAACAAAUGCUUGUAUAUUCGAUCUUUCCAAUUCGACAAUGAAAUUUUGUCAAGAAUUUUCGAUGAUUACAUCAUUUUUUGUUGGGUUUGAAUUCGUGACAAUUGAUUAUUAUAAUUAUAUAAACUCCACUAUUGUCAAUCAAACAAUAUUUGUAUUUUUUAGUUAUAAGACUAAUAAUGUAGAAUUUACACAUUGUGUGUUUAUUGGUACGCCUUUAAUAGAAUUUUACAAGGAUUUCGUUGAUACUAAUAAUAUUUCAUUCAUUGAUUGCAAUAGUACAACAUUGAAUAAUCUUGAAUCACAUUUUCUGCCUGCAUGCCGAACUCCUUAUUAUUCUUCUAAGAAUUACAAAAUGAUUAUAUACUAUUCAGUCUCUGCAGCUCUAUUUGUAUUAAUUGUUGCAAUUGUUGGAGUAGCCUAUUUUUGGAGCAGAAAGAAAAAUUCGAAAGUUGAGGAAAGAUUAGAACUGGAAAGAGAACUUGCUACAGAUAAGGGUUUCGUUUUGCGAAAAAAACGUACAAUACGCAAUUUCGCUAAAAAAACAUUUAGCUAG
Molecule: messenger RNA, 1485 nt
Organism: Trichomonas vaginalis G3
Lineage: Eukaryota; Parabasalia; Trichomonadida; Trichomonadidae
Exons: 1
Coding region: 1-1485 (494 amino acids)
Source: RefSeq, a predicted model, not a curated record